Molecule: messenger RNA, 879 nt
Organism: Harmonia axyridis
Lineage: Eukaryota; Metazoa; Arthropoda; Insecta; Coleoptera; Coccinellidae
Exons: 4
Coding region: 100-504 (134 amino acids)
Source: RefSeq, a predicted model, not a curated record
CACUCUCAUUGUAAGAAUCUGAUCAAGUACAGAGUAUAAAACUCCUCAUAUUCAAUCCGAACUUCAAACGUGUAGAGGUUGACUGAUAUAGAAGACACCAUGGUGGCCAUCAAAAUAUUCCUAUCACUGGCUCUAGUGUAUCUUUGUUCAGCAGCUGAACUUAAAUGCCGAACAUGCAUGGACAGUGAAGACCCCGGAUGUGACGUUAGUGAAGUAAUUUCUUGUUCUGAACAGACCGUGAAAGCAAUCUCAAACUUCUGUCCAGGUUUUAUUGAUAGAGCUAUGGUGGGACUUCCUUUUACAUGCUUGAAUGUAUACUAUAAUCCAGACCAAUAUACUCUUCGCAGAUAUCAAGGCUGUUUCCAUCGUUUUAAUGAUGGUUCAGAUAUGUGUACGGUACUGAAAGAAGUGUGUCCACAACAUAUCAUAUGUAGAAAUGGAACUGUCAGCACACAAGUAUCUCAUCACCAGAAACAAGCACCAUAUUGGAUAAAAAUAAAUUAAUAAUUGAUUGAAUGGAUGCAAUGUUUAUUAUUCACACCUAUCAUCUCACUGGAACUUUAAUACGUAAAUGGUAUCCAUAUAAUACCAGUACCAGUACACCAACUACAAGAAGUAUAUCGUACAAUACUUGGAGUCAUGCUACUAGAUUACUAGAACAUAUUAUGUGUCAUCUACUCACCUACAACCACUUCAAGUACCCCAAGUACUACUACUAAUUACAAUAACUAUAAUUAAAUUUAGAUUCAAAAUAUGUGAAAUAAAAAUUGGAAUGAGUUGAUAUUUCAUAACAUUGUAUUAUAUGGAAAACUUUGAAUUAUGUUUAGAUGUAAGGUGAAAAAUAAACAAAUAAAUAAAAUCAGAAGAGACAUAAAUGAC